Messenger RNA from Schistocerca americana (American grasshopper), 2067 nucleotides. RefSeq lists its product as uncharacterized. The transcript is spliced from 10 exons. NCBI's taxonomy places the organism in Eukaryota, Metazoa, Arthropoda, Insecta, Orthoptera, Acrididae. Gene Ontology annotation, molecular function: protein binding. Gene Ontology annotation, biological process: SCF-dependent proteasomal ubiquitin-dependent protein catabolic process. Bases 75 to 1466 code for a protein of 463 amino acids. Gene Ontology annotation, cellular component: SCF ubiquitin ligase complex. The record is from RefSeq and is a predicted model, not a curated record.
GUUCUGUCAGGUAACUGUGGAGGGUGACGUGUGGUCGUCGUGUUCGGAACUGAUGCCGUGAGGCAUUGUCAAGCAUGGAAAAUAAACCAGAAGCGGUAGGCGGUGACGGAUCAAAAGACGAAACUGUGGAAAGUGAAGGUGCAGGAAGAAGCUGCCUUUCACACAGACCGAAUCUGACAGACUUAUCAGAUGAGUUGCUGCUGAUGGUGCUGCGACUACUGCCACCUCGCGACGUGCGUUCGCUCGGGCUGGUGUCGUCAAGGUUUGCUAAUGUUGCUGCCGACCCUUCAUUGUGGGUAUCUCCAGACUUCAGUCAUGUGAGAGGAAUGACUUGCAGACAGUUCUGUGAACGGUACAUGCCAUUCUUGGGUCCGUGGACAACAUCGCUGACUACUCGAGGUCCUCUCCUGUUCGUCGGAGUAGCGAGGUACUUAAAUGAUGAGGCUUUAGACAGAAUGUACCCGAAUCUUGGUGAUUACGUGUCUGGGGAGUUCAUCAGAGAGCUGGAUGCACGCUGCCCGAACCUCAAGUCGUUGGUGCUGUGGGACCAGCAUAUUGACGAGAAGGAGGUACGGCCAGGGACGCUGCCGAGCAGCCUCGAGUUCUUGGCUUUCCGCCGCUGCUGGCUUUCGAACCCGCGGCUGGCGGACACGUACUUCAUGGGCUGCAACACCACACUCUCCCACCUACGGGAGCUGGAGCUACACAGGUGCCCGUGGUUCUCCCCGAGCUCGCUGCUGUCACUGAGCAAGUGUGCCCACCUGAUGGUCCUCCGCAUCACACAUUGCCCUGGCAUUCACUACUCGCUGCGGACAACCAGCCUGGCCUGCAUGUCUGGCUUCGAGAAACUGAAGGUGCUGGACCUGCGCCGCACGCAGGUGGGGGACCAGGAGCUGAUGUUUUUCAGCCAGCUGCAGCAGCUCGAGGAGCUGCUGCUGGAGCAGCGGCCCCCGGUCGUGCUGUACAGCUCCGAUGCCUCGGACUCGUCGGACGACACCGACACCACCAGAAAAUUACUGCCACUGAUGUCCCCGGAGAUGAUUUUCUACAGCCAAGUGACGUGGCUGGAACAGCUGCUGCUGGAUCGGCCAGCCGACGACGACUUGGACGAUGAUAAUGAUGACAUGCUACCGGGUCAGCACCUGGGACUGGAGUUCAUGCAGUGGUUCCGGUCUCUAAUGGUGUCCUCAGUGUCGGACACGGGGAUCUGCUUACUGGGGAAGGGCCCCCACUCCCCGUGGGGCGUAGCCAUCCUCCGCAGAAUGGACUGUGGCCAGAAUGAGCACAACCCACGCCUCCGGAAGCUCGUCGCCCGUGGGUUCUCUGAUGUGACAGAUGUGAGUGUGGACUAUCUGGUUCACGUGGACACUCUGCGCUAUUUGGACCUGACGGGCUGUGGAGUGACGCGGCACGCCCUCGAGAGCUUCGCCAAUCUCCGUCCAGAUGUCGAAGUCGUGGGACUCUAACGAUACUGAAGAUGGAUCUCAGAGUCCUCAAGUUAACUGUAAAUGUUAUUGCAACUAACAUAAUUCAUUUUUAUUCAGUAAACUGUAACAACAUUGCAUAAAAUUAGCUACAGUGAUCCGCUUUUAAAAGAACUAAUGUGCACGCCAGCACACAUUUUUAUACAUAUAUCGCAAGAAAAUGUACAAAUAAGACAGAAGCGUUCCUGCUCUCCACUGCUGUAAUGAAGAGAGCCAGCAAAAUGGUAAAGUAACAAUAGUUCAUUUGAGUUUUGAGGAAUUUUUAAUAUUUUUAUCUGUGAACUGUAGACAAAAUCAUUCCAGUUUCAGGAAUGAAGGAUUGUAGUUUGUUGUUGUGCUCACACCUAUAAUGUAUUGGAAUAGAUAGAUACAUUUAAAUAGAGUAGUACUUUCACAGGAAUGUGAAAUGCCUAGCACCAUGUGAACUGAACACUUUCAACUGGCACGUCUUUCUGCCUUCUGCUGUUUAGUGUAAUCCACCUAUCGUGGCAUUCUUUUGUAUAGUUAAGAGAUUUAUGACAUUGUUUUUCUUCUUGUGUAAUUAUUAUUUAGGAUAAUAAGACAGAGUAUAUGUUGUGGUUUC